CAUAAACUGAAACCAAAAAUGGCUAAUCCUGAUUUAACUGUUCUGGUCCUCAACCUUUCUCCUACAGCCACUCUCGGAGACCUCAAUGCAUAUUUCUCCAACUGUGGCCAUGUCGAGAAAAUCAAGCUCCUGGGUGCCAAUAGAGACCAAUCACAGUCAGCUUUGGUAUCUUUUAGGCAGCCAUAUGCUUAUCAAGCAGCUCUUCUCCUUAAUAAUGCUGUUUUUGCAGGCCAGACAAUUCGAGUUCUGCCGAAGAAGGACGAGGCGGAUCCUCCUGUCUCAUAUAGAACAAUUCCUAUUGUUUCUGAGAACAACAUGACCCGAGGUAACGUUCCCCUACUUCGAGCCGUGGCGGAUGCAUUAGCGUGCGAAGGGGUUCAAUUAUCGGGGAAAAGUAGAGCGGUGGUGGACAAAACCAGGGUAGCAGUGCGCGCGGCUGAUGAGGCGAUUUCGGCAGCCGAGGAGGCAGCAAGAGAUGUGGUGCAUAGGAUCAAGAACACUGAUUAUGUUGCGGUUGGUGCUACUUUGUUGUCUGGUGUGCUUCAGAAAACAUCCAAGCUUGUCUUGGAGCUUGGCAAUAGGAAGGGUCAAUGUCCCAACUCCAGGGAUCGGAUAUGAGUUUCUUUUUAUAAUCGAACAAAUAUGACC
Molecule: messenger RNA, 648 nt
Organism: Hibiscus syriacus
Lineage: Eukaryota; Viridiplantae; Streptophyta; Magnoliopsida; Malvales; Malvaceae
Exons: 4
Coding region: 19-618 (199 amino acids)
Molecular function (GO): RNA binding
Source: RefSeq, a predicted model, not a curated record